Molecule: messenger RNA, 781 nt
Organism: Falco peregrinus (peregrine falcon)
Lineage: Eukaryota; Metazoa; Chordata; Aves; Falconiformes; Falconidae
Product: histone H1.10-like
Exons: 1
Coding region: 34-714 (226 amino acids)
Biological process (GO): nucleosome assembly
Cellular component (GO): nucleosome
Molecular function (GO): structural constituent of chromatin; DNA binding
Source: RefSeq, a predicted model, not a curated record
AGCUCGCUCCGCGACCGUUUGCGCAGAGUCGAGAUGUCCGAAACCGCUCCUGCUCCGGCUGCUGAGGCAGCGCCCGCUGUCGCGGCCCCCGCCGCCAAGGCCGCCGCCAAGAAGCCGAAGAAGGCGGCGGGCGGCUCCAAGACCCGCAAGCCCGCGGGCCCCAGCGUCACCGAGCUGAUCACCAAGGCCGUGUCCGCCUCCAAGGAGCGCAAGGGGCUCUCACUCGCCGCGCUCAAGAAGGCGCUGGCCGCCGGCGGCUACGAUGUGGAGAAGAACAACAGCCGCAUCAAGCUGGGGCUCAAGAGCCUCGUCAACAAGGGCACCCUGGUGCAGACCAAGGGCACCGGCGCCUCGGGCUCCUUCCGCCUCAACAAGAAGCCUGGCGAAGUGAAGGAAAAAGCCCCCAAGAAGCGGGCAGCCGCGGCUAAGCCCAAGAAGCCGGCUGCCAAGAAGCCGGCCAGCGCCGCUAAGAAGCCCAAGAAGGCAGCGGCGGCGAAGAAGAGCCCCAGGAAAGCCAAGAAGCCGGCAGCUGCCGCGGCCAAGAAAGCGGCCAAGAGCCCUAAGAAGGCGACUAAGGCUGCUAAGCCGAAAAAGGCGGCGGCAGCCGCGAAGAGCCCGGCCAAAGCGAAGGCGGUGAAGCCCAAAGCAGCCAAGCCCAAGGCGGCCAAGCCGAAAGCGGCCAAGCCAAAGAAGGUGGCGCCCAAGAAGAAGUAAGCUCCGAGGAAAAAAAAACCCUUGGCGUCGCACUGAACCCCAACGGCUCUUUUAAGAGCCACCCAAA